Messenger RNA from Suillus fuscotomentosus, 558 nucleotides. RefSeq lists its product as uncharacterized. NCBI's taxonomy places the organism in Eukaryota, Fungi, Basidiomycota, Agaricomycetes, Boletales, Suillaceae. Bases 1 to 558 code for a protein of 185 amino acids. The record is from RefSeq and is a predicted model, not a curated record. The transcript has 4 exons.
AUGACACCUCAGGCUAUGCCUUAUUGUGCCCAUCAUAACUGUACUUGGAUCAAGGACAUGUUGGCGCAUGUCCAAAUUCAUCGCGUGUCCGAAUUUUCUACAUCAGGCAGCGGUGACGAUGUAUCGGUUGUUCCCAAAAACGAGGAGAAGAGGUUUCAUACGUCUCGCGCACGACGUGGAGGGGAGAAUCACAAGACUCACUGGAAGGUCUGGAAAGAUGUUCAUAAAACGAUAAUGAAGAAAGACUCUGAUAUCGUGCAACCUGACGAACAGAAAGAAGACGAAAACAUAACAGCGGGAGCUGGUUGUGUAGGCGGUGAUGCCAUAGAGGCCCAAGCUUCUCAAACUACGGGCAUGAGUACUCGUCAGAUUCGAAAGAGGAAGAUCAACGAUGUUAACGGCAAUCAUGGUUCAGACACUGACGAGAACGUACUUUUUCCCAAUCCUGUUCCAACUGUCGUGAAGCGCAUCUGCCGGGAGAGAACAGGGACAGACUGGCAGACAGUGCUCGAUAUAGUCAAGUAUGGUGAAGAACAACAGAUGUCGAGGAAAGGUUGA